CAUCAUAAAACACUUGAAAAUGAGAGAAGUUAUAUCUAUUCACGUAGGACAAGGAGGCAUUUAAGUAGGAAAUGCAUGUUGGGAAUUGUUUUGUCUUGAACAUGGAAUUCAACCUGAUGGAUAAAUGCCAUCAGAUAAAACAAUAGGAGGAGGAGAUGAUGCUUUCAAUACCUUUUUUUCAGAAACUGGAGCAGGAAAACAUGUUCCAAGAUCUGUUUUUUUGGAUUUAGAACCCACAGUAAUAGAUGAAGUCAGAACUGGUACUUAUAGACAAUUAUUCCAUCCCGAGUAAUUGAUUUCAGGGAAGGAAGACGCUGCAAAUAACUUUGCAAGAGGACAUUAUACAAUUGGAAAAGAAAUUGUUGAUUUGUGUUUAGACAGGAUUCGAAAAUUGGCUGAUAAUUGCACUGGUCUAUAGGGAUUCUUAGUAUUUCACACAGUUGGAGGAGGAACUGGAUCUGGACUUGGUUCAUUGUUAUUAGAAAGAUUAUCAGUUGACUAUGGGAAAAAAUCAAAAUUAGGAUUUACUAUUUAUCCAUCACCCCAAAUAUCAACAGCUGUUGUCGAGCCUUACAAUUCAAUUUUAUCAACACAUUCUUUGUUGGAGCAUACAGAUGUAUGCGUUAUGUUAGAUAAUGAGGCUAUAUAUGAUAUUUGCAGAAGAAAUUUAGAUAUUGAAAGACCAACAUACACAAAUUUAAACAGGUUGAUUGCCUAAGUUAUCUCAUCUUUGACUGCAUCUUUAAGAUUUGAUGGGGCUUUAAAUGUUGAUAUUACAGAAUUUUAGACAAAUUUGGUUCCUUAUCCAAGAAUUCAUUUUAUGCUUUGUUCUUAUGCGCCUAUCAUCUCUGCUGAAAAAGCAUAUCAUGAAUAACUAUCAGUUGCGGAAAUUACAAAUUCAGCAUUUGAACCAGCAAAUAUGAUGGCCAAAUGUGAUCCAAGACAUGGCAAAUACAUGGCUUGUUCAAUGCUUUAUAGAGGAGAUGUUGUUCCUAAAGAUGUAAAUGCUGCUAUUGCCACAAUCAAAACUAAAAGAACUAUAUAAUUUGUUGAUUGGUGCCCAACUGGAUUUAAAGUUGGUAUCAAUUAUUAACCACCAACUGUGGUUCCGGGAGGAGAUUUAGCAAAAGUAAUGAGAGCAGUUUGUAUGAUAUCCAAUUCAACUGCAAUUGCGGAGGUGUUUUCUAGGUUAGAUCAUAAAUUUGAUCUUAUGUAUGCUAAAAGAGCAUUCGUUCAUUGGUAUGUUGGAGAAGGAAUGGAAGAAGGAGAAUUUUCAGAGGCUAGAGAAGAUUUAGCAGCUCUUGAAAAAGACUAUGAAGAAGUUGGGAUUGAGACAGCUGAAGGAGAGGGCGAAGAAUAAGAAGGAUGA
Paramecium octaurelia is the source of this 1369-nucleotide messenger RNA. NCBI's taxonomy places the organism in Eukaryota, Ciliophora, Oligohymenophorea, Peniculida, Parameciidae. The record is from the annotation of a GenBank genome assembly.